Messenger RNA from Andrographis paniculata, 1178 nucleotides. RefSeq lists its product as uncharacterized. Gene Ontology annotation, molecular function: serine-type endopeptidase activity. Bases 260 to 877 code for a protein of 205 amino acids. The record is from RefSeq and is a predicted model, not a curated record. The transcript is spliced from 6 exons. NCBI's taxonomy places the organism in Eukaryota, Viridiplantae, Streptophyta, Magnoliopsida, Lamiales, Acanthaceae.
AAUUAGCUGAUGAGAUAUUAAAGGACUUAUUUUGGUGAAGGACGUCAAUGGUGUUUGGACCAUUGGCACUUCUGGCCGAAUUUAUGGUAUGAUGCAAUUCCAAACUAACUUGGAAUGCUCCCGUUCUGGAAAUUUUGAGGCUGUUAGCAGGUCUGGCCAUAAACUGAGGCUGAGAGCUUGGGGAGAGCCAAAGAUGAUCCAACCCAAUAAAGCAAAGGAGUGAUCGAUCCAUAGAAGAAAGCUUAAUUCUGAGCUGACAAUGGUAGGGUUCUCGACGUGGUUCCGUUAUUUCGCAACCAAGCUAGAGUACUCCGUCGCCCUCAGCUGGAAGACCUACGGGCAAGGCCAAAUUGCAGAUAAUGAAAUUUUCAAUUCUAUAAGGAGAAAUUUACUUCAAGGAAGGUUGACAUUCUUGCAUUGUAACAAAGCAGAAGUUACCGCGCCGAUGUCUGGGAUGCUCAGCGGAACACUUCUUGUUCGGAAAAUCGCAGCUGCUGAUCCUAGGAGAGUUAGGAUAGGAGACGUAGUAGUCCUAAAAGACCCCGCCAAUCCCAACAAUUAUCUCGUCCGGAGAGUAGCUGCCGUUGAAGGUCACGAGAUGGUGUCCGACAAUCCAGAUGACGACUCUUUUGUCCUCGCGAGAGACCAUUGCUGGGUAUUAGCCGACAACAAACGACUAAAGCCCAAGGAAGCCUACGACAGCCGGACAUUUGGCCCUGUCGCUAUGUCGUGCAUAGUUGGCAGAGCCUUGUACUGUCUGAGAAACGGCGUUGAUCAUGGACCCGUCCACAACAGCAUAUUUAGCCGGAGGCAGGAUUCAGCUGUUCUUGAAGUGGAACUGAACGUCGAUGAGAUGACCCGAAAUCACAAACCAUAGAGAAGAGAAGAGAAUACCAAAAUUUUCGCCAAAUUUGUACGUACACUUAUUUAUUUGUUUCUCCUUUUGUUGUUGUUGUUAGUGUGCUUUCAUGUUUGCGCAUAGUUAAGGUUGUCGAUCGAUGACGAGUCGAGUCAGAGUUGAGUCGAGUAGUUCGUUGAGCAGAUUGUGUUGGAUAUAUAGAUCGAUAGAAAUACUUGGCAUGUGUGACUCAAUUAUGUAUAUUGUAGAUGAUUUUGAAGGUUUUACUUUAAUUUACUUAACAGAUUUCAUUUUUAAUAUUAAUUCGAGUUGAGGCUCA